AGUAGUAGUAGUAGUAGUAGUAGUGGUGGUGGUGGUAAUAGUAGUAGUGGGAGGGCCAAACGGCGAAAGAACUCGCCUCUCCGUACAGACAGUCGUGCUGCUGCUUCAGUCGAGCCACGCUUUGGGGAACACUUUGAGCUCUUAUAAACGCAGCCAUUUCUUUAUACACUUCGGCUGUGUGUUUUUGGGAUCACAGCGAUUGGAUCAACCGUAGUCCAUGGCCUUAAUAGGGAGUGCAGUUCGUCGAAUAUCAUCACUCCGGCCACCUCUGUCUCCUCUGUGCCGGACUACAUCCCGGGCCUACAGCUCAGAACCCACCAAAGAAAAAAGUGUUCCCUAUGAGACAACCCUCAAACAGCAGGAUGGGACUUCCUCCGGGCCCACCAAACCUCUCCCCAGGUCGGCAGAUGCAGUGGUAAUUGGAGGAGGAAGUCUGGGCUGUCAGACGAUCUACCACCUGGCUAAAAUGGGCAUGACCAAUGUGGUUUUGUUGGAGAGGGACAGACUAACCGCUGGUACCACCUGGCACACUGCAGGUCUACUAUGGCAGCUUCGCCCCAGUGAUGUUGAAGUUGAGCUGCUGGCACACACUAGAAAUGUGAUAAGCAGAGACUUGGAGGAAGAGACUGGCCUCCACACUGGCUGGAUCCAAAAUGGAGGCCUAUUUAUUGCCUCUAAUAAACAGAGGCUGGAUGAGUACAAGCGCCUCAUGUCGCUGGGUAAAGUUUAUGGCAUUGAAUCCCACGUUUUGUCACCUGCUGAGACGAAGGACCUGUACCCUCUAAUGAAUGUGGAUGAUCUGUAUGGAACUUUGUAUGUACCCAAAGAUGGAACCAUGGACCCUGCAGGCACCUGCACCACCCUGACGAGGGCCGCCUCAGCUCGGGGAGCCACGGUGAUUGAGAACUGCCCUGUAACUGGUAUCCAAGUCAAGUCUGAUGAUCUUGGAGUGAAGAGAGUGAAAGCUGUGGAGACCGCUCAUGGAACCAUAGAAACCCCAUGUGUUGUAAAUUGUGCAGGUGUAUGGGCUACUAAGCUUGGAGAAAUGGCUGGGGUUAAGGUGCCUCUUAUUGCAAUGCAUCAUGCCUAUGUGGUCACAGAGAGAAUAGAAGGAAUUCAAAACAUGCCAAAUGUCAGAGACCAUGAUGCAUCAGUCUAUCUUCGUCUCCAAGGUGAUGCCCUGUCUGUGGGAGGCUAUGAGCAAAACCCAAUUUUCUGGGACGAGGUUUCCGAUAAAUUUGCCUUCAGUUUAUUUGACCUGGACUGGGAUGUGUUUAUGCAACACAUUGAGGGCGCGAUCAACAGAGUUCCUGUUCUGGAGCAGACUGGCAUCAAGUCCACAGUGUGUGGACCAGAGUCCUUCACGGCUGAUCACAAGCCUUUAAUGGGAGAGGCUCCAGAGGUCAGAGGGUACUUCUUGGGUUGCGGUUUCAACAGUGCCGGCAUGAUGCUGGGUGGUGGCUGUGGGAGAGAGUUGGCUCACUGGAUCAUUCACGGGCGCCCUGAGAGGGACAUGUAUGGAUAUGACAUCAGGCGAUUCCAUCACUCCCUGACAGAUAACAACCGAUGGAUUCGAGAGCGCAGUCAUGAGUCCUACGCCAAAAACUACUCGGUGGUGUUCCCCUUUGAUGAGCCGCUGGCCAGUCGCAACAUGAGGAGAGACCCUUUCCAUCAGGUGCUGACGGAGAAGGGCUGUGUAUUCCAGGAGAGGCACGGCUGGGAGAGACCAGGGUGGUUCAACAAAGAUGGACCUGCUCCUGUUAAAGACUAUGAUUACUAUGGUGCAUACGAUACUCCAAAGAAUGUUAACUACAAAUACAAUGAACUACUGGGAAAAGAAUACACCUUUGACUUCCCCCCACAUCAUAACGUGAUAAAAAGCGAGUGCCUUACAUGUAGAAAUGGUGUGGCUGUGUUCAACAUGUCCUAUUUUGGGAAGUUCUAUCUUACUGGGCCAGAUGCCAAAAAAGCAGCAGAUUGGUUAUUUACUGCUGAUGUCAACAAAAAGCCAGGGUCCACUGUGUACACCUGCAUGCUGAACAAGAGAGGAGGAUCUGAGGCUGACCUGACUGUGAGCAGACUGGAGCCUGGUGCUGCCAACCUGCCUCUGGCACCUGAAUCCAAUGGUGAUGCUUACUACCUUGCAAUUGGAGGUGGUGUGGCGGAACACAACUGGAACCAUAUCUCUACAGUUCUCCAAGACCAAGGAUUUCACUGCCAGCUCACAGACCACUCUGAAGACAUGGGCAUGAUCAGCAUCCAGGGACCCAAGAGUCGAGUUGUACUUCAAGAGGUGUUGGACACAGACCUCAGCAAUGAAGCCUUCCCUUUCUCUUCUCAUAAAGUAGUAAAUGCAGCCGGGCAUCAGGUGAGAGCCAUGCGCCUGUCGUUUGUGGGUGAGAUGGGCUGGGAGCUGCAUAUUCCCAAAGAUUCCUGUAUUCCAGUCUAUAACGCUGUCAUGGCCGCCGGGGCUAAAUAUGGCAUCAUCAACUCAGGCUAUCGGGCCAUCGACUCCCUCAGCAUAGAGAAAGGGUAUAGACACUGGCAUGCUGACCUCCGUCCAGAUGACACCCCUCUAGAGGCAGGUCUGGCCUUCACUUGCAAACUCAAGAGCUCCAUCCCAUUUCAGGGGCGGGACAUUCUGGAAAAGCAGAAGAAGGACGGCCUGAAGAGGAAAAUAGUUUGCUUUACCAUUGAUGAGAAAGUGCCCAUGUUUGGUCUAGAGGCCAUCUUCAGAAAUGGCGUCCCUGUAGGUCAUCUGAGACGUUCUGACUACGGCUUCUUUAUCGACAAAACUAUUGGUUAUGGAUACAUCCGCAACCCUAAUGGAGGAGUGGUGAAUGCUGAAUUCAUAAAGAGUGGUGAGUUCACUCUGGAGAGGAUGGGAGUGACAUACAAGGCCAAAGCCCACAUCAAGACUCCAUUUGACCCAGAGAACAAACGCGUCAAGGGUAUUUAUGAUUGAAAAAGGACCACGCUUGAGUCAAAUAAAACAAGGAUUCCUCUGACAUGAAAUAGCUGGAUUUGCAAGUGUGCACAAUAAGCAGAUCUAUACUUUUGUUGACAUAGUAACCCAUUUGAGAGCAUGGUUUGUGAGUGAUGUAGGCCCACUGUAGCCUAUGUGUUAGAUUGACCAUUGGUUUUCAUUACAACCCAAACAUAUGUCUUAUCAUUUCCGUAGAGCUAAGACAAUAAAGUCUUCAUGGAGCUGGCUUGACUAAAGUGUCAAGUUUACAUAAUUUAGAUUGAAGGGAUUUUAUUACCAUCUUUACAUAUGAACACAGCCGUUUUAAGUUAUUAAACAAUGAAUACUCUUAAAAAAAGUGGUGUAGACAGUUUUAUGUGAUAAUAGUGCUGUUGCUGAGGGCCAGAACACAAAUUUACAAUAGAAACAGUAAAAAUAAAAU
Molecule: messenger RNA, 3407 nt
Organism: Periophthalmus magnuspinnatus
Lineage: Eukaryota; Metazoa; Chordata; Actinopteri; Gobiiformes; Gobiidae
Gene: sardh
Product: sarcosine dehydrogenase
Exons: 22
Coding region: 218-2965 (915 amino acids)
Cellular component (GO): mitochondrion
Molecular function (GO): protein binding; oxidoreductase activity
Source: RefSeq, a predicted model, not a curated record